This is a messenger RNA of Symbiodinium necroappetens, 7032 nucleotides long. The record is from the annotation of a GenBank genome assembly. NCBI's taxonomy places the organism in Eukaryota, Dinophyceae, Suessiales, Symbiodiniaceae.
AUGUCCACUUGGGCAUCACACAUCCGCCAUCAAUACCGAUUACUACAGCAAGCUCUGGUACGAGUUCGUGACGAUCCUCCGACCGGAACUUUGACGGCGCAUCGUUUGUCCUCGUCUCCUUCGACACCUUCUGCGAGACGGGGAAGCCAGCAGACUGAAGAGGAACCGCAUGCAGAGGAGGCGGCGGCCCCCGAGCACGACGAGGAGACGGCGACUGUAGGACCAGAUGAGAAUGACGAUGAGGAGUUGGGCCGAGACCCCAGCACUCCUUCUGCUCGGAGGCCGAAGAAACGUAAGGACUCAGAGAGUGAUAACUCAGAGAAAGCCUUGGAAGAUGUGAAGCUGUGGGAUCAAGAAGAAGAACAUCUUCCCGACGUCCUCCCGAGCGAGCUCCUCGGAUGGCUACUGCUGCGCCGGGCCCAGCUGCCGAAUGCCGCCCGUUUGGCGAUCCAGGCUGCGGCUGGGAACAGCUUGAAGUUUGAGGCGGUGGAGAAGGCGAUGAGGUCCAUGGAAGAGGAGUUGGUGGGAAACGAAGCGAUGAAAGGCCAUGGUAAAGGAGACAGCAGGCGACGUACCUUUUGGGUGGAAGAAGAAGGCCAUUGGUCCCUCUUGAUGACGGACGAGGCCGACAUGGGCGAUAUCCUCGAGACGUCACAUCUGAUGUAUGUUGGUCAGAGACUUCCGCCUGAAGUAUAUCCUGACAAUUCACUUUCUCCCGCAGACGCAUGGAUGUCCGAGGGAAUCACCGACUGGUGGGAGGACGAGUCCUCUCCUUCGUACUCCGAGCCUUGGCAUACUUCUUGGGCCGCUUGGGAGGGCUUGGAGAGCUUGACACCAGAGGAGCAGCGCGAAGUUGAUGAAGCUUUUGCUGUCGCUGAGGGUAAGGCUCGAACUUUCCUUCAGGCCAGACAAGCCGUCCGAGCUCGAAAUCUUUCCAGAGGUUUCUACCCGUUUAGUCCUCAGCACAAGGGCUCGAAAGGCAAGGGCAAGUCAAAGGGAAAAGGGAAGUUUCACAGGCCUCCCUCGUCAAUGGCAGCCUCCUCGGCGGCACCCACCUUUUUACAUGAUGAGCUACCACCGGAUCCGCGCCCUCCGAUGGCGAUGGCUGCAGUGGGUCAAACCAACUACUCCGGGUGCUUUAUCUGUGGGGACAAGAACCACGACUUCAGGCAUUGCCCUCGAAGAACGCAGGGCAAGGGAUCCAAGGGAGGUACCAAGACCGGCCACGUGACUUACCUGCAGGGCAUGUCGAAUGUCUUUAUGGUCCAGGACCUCCGAGAUCCAGAAGAUGAAGCCGAAGAGCACGAGGCGAUCCUGCUCCAGACCAAGGAGGUUGAGAACGAGAUGGCGGGCUAUGGCGUUAUCGACAGCGGCGCCACGGAGACCGUUGGCUCCCUUCCGGCUCUGGAAGCUCUCAUGGGCGCCCGUGUUAAGGCUGGUGGAUGCAAUGAGGUCAAGGUGGUGGACACACCCCCGAAAAGGUUCAAGUUUGGGAACGGCGAGCACGGCUACUCGGCCUCUUACCUGCUGAUUCCUCAGACUGUGGGCGAUGUGAACAUCCACUUGGGAAUUUACACUCUUGAUGUGGUGGGAGUUCCUGUGUUGGUAGGCAUUCGCACCCUUCGCAGGCUGAAGACUGUGAUAGACUUUGAGCGUUGCGUAGCAGUCUUUAGUGCAGUGGAUCCUUCCCUCGGCAUUCCUUUGAGGCGGAGCAAGGCGGGACAUCUUCUCCUGAAUUUGACUGAGGACCUGCUUAGCCAAGGUUUCCGACUGGACAAUGUUCCACCUGCAAUUCUGCAUACCACCGAUGUGGAGGAAGCAGCCGCAGAGACUCCAAGCCCCGCCUACAUGGUGACGAAAAUGAUAAAGUCGGAUGCCGAGAGAGAGUGUGAUUCAGUGCCGGAUCAGAUUGCAGGAGAAUGCGCUCACACUGUGAAUGAGAACCAUGUCCCCGAAGCUGAAGCCCCCCACGAGAGUGUCGACGUGUUGACAACAUCUUCUCCGGUGCCCGCAGUGAACGCUCAAGAAGGGGAUUCAAUGAAAUCACUUUCGGUUCUGCGCACCCUCGCUGCCUAUCAUGGGAACAAGAAGGCAGCUACCAAGUUGAAACAGGCCCCUCCUUUGGACCACCACCGGGAGGAAGGGCCGGACCCGAGGGAUCCGAGGACCUCGGGAGCGCCAUGCUGGGGCAACCAUGUGGUGGCCAAGUCCUACAAGGGAUCACCGACGGGAUCCAAUCAAUACGCGGCUUGGGAAGGAUGUGCCAACUGCAAGCUUCGACUGAAGUACACUCCCCGAGCAGGGUGUCACGCGAUGAAGAGGGCCUCCGGACCGCUUGGAGCGGAUACGAAGGAGGUAUUGGCCACCCUUCCGAACGACACGGAGGAGUUCCCUGUGAACAGAGACAUUUCACUGCAAGCCGCGGAAAACUCAGCGCUUCGCCAGCUCGAACAUGUUCGUCGUCUUCGCCAAGGAGUCCCGAAGGCCAAGAGCAAGAUGCCUCCCAAGGCGAAGGGCUACCUCAAGGAGGCCACCGAGGAACCCGAGCAGGCGGCAAUCACCCCCGGGGAAGAGGAGUCUCCUCUGUCCCCACAUACCAUUCUGAUCGAGGGCGAGUCGACGGGAGUACGAGUACCAGGGAAGGACGAGCCACUCGAGUACGUGACUGGUUAUGUGAAGUUGCUGGAACCCGAGAAGGUGAAGGAUAUGGUGUCCGAGCUGAUCAAGCAGAAGGACUUCUCGCAUGAGGCGCUGGAGAAGGUCCUCUAUAAUCUCCAGGCUCAGACCAUCGGCAAGACUCGGAAGAUCCUUCAGCCCAAGAACAAGGAGGCCUUCGCCCUCAACUUUGGCUUGUAUGCCUAUGGAGCCCUCUUUGGCAUUACAAAGGCCACCGAGGCAUAUCCCGAGCUGUGCCGCUACAUCAAUUUGUGUGUCGGGCAAUGGUUUCCUGGUCAGCAACUAACCUGGACGUCGUUAACAGUCAAUGUGAACACUCGAGCGAGGACUCACCUGGAGGAGAACUGUGGCUCCAAGUACCUCCGGAUGAUCCAGGAGAAGGCCAUCCUCUACAUUGGCAAACCCUUCCUCAUGGACCUCGAGUUCCAGGAAGCCGGUUUCGUUAUCCCCUCCAAGGCUUCGAUCACCAAAGGAGAGACUGCCUGGGAUGCAGUGGAAACCUUGGAGACCGGGGACAAACCGAAUGAAGAGAUCCUCACUUUGGAAGAGCAGGAGGAUAUCCUGCUGACGCUGCACGAGGUGGAGGAAGAAGUUGAGGCCAUCCUGGGAGUUUACCCUAAGGGGAGUCGCUUGGAGGUGCUUCAGGUGUGCUCUUCCUGGGCACACGAUGAGAAGAUCCACAGCUAUCUCGACCAGGCUGCUUGGAACGUCGAGGUGGCCGGCUUGAACAAUGGGUGUGAUCUGGUCUCCAAGAAAGGCCUCGAGAGAACUCUUCAGAUGGUUCAACGACGAAGACCUCAGUGGCUAUGGUGCUGUGUGCCACCUUCGGUGCUGAAGACUCUGGACCCUGAGGCGAUGAUCUAUUCCAACAACAAGGCCGUGAUGAACUCCGUGAAUGAGAACCUCGAGGAUGACGAAGAAAUUUGGAAGGAGGAUAUCUAUCGAACAGUACAAGCCCGACCUAUGUUGUGGAGCUGGCCAAGGCAACAGAACAUGUCCGGCGACUUCAUCGACGAUUUGGCCAUCCACCUCCUGGUCAAGAAUUUACAAGCGAGGAAUGCCGAUCCUCGACUUGUGGCCAUUGCAUCUCAGCUUCAGUGUGAUGAGUGUCAGGAGUCUAAGAUUAAGUUGCCUGGUCCGAUCGUCAACCUGGACAAAGAAGAAAGGUUGUGGGCCUGUGUUCAGGUGGAUGCUUUCUAUCUGAGAGUCGGCGACCAGGUGCAUCACUUUCUCCUGAUGGUUGAUGAGGCCUCUUCCUAUGCCGUAAUCAGGGAGUUGUUCCACCAUCAUGAAACCGAAGGUCGGAACAUGACGGGAGAGGAGGCAGUGAAGGCCAUCAUGGAAGGAUGGAUCCAAUAUUUUGGAUUCCCUGAUACCCUCAAAUGUGAUUUAGAGGGCGCCCUUCGAUCUCAUGAGCUCAACAACCUCUGCGCAGAAAAUGGAGUGGAGUUGAUACCAGCUCCAGCGGAGCACCAUGACAGUAUUGCAGAGGUAGAGCGCAGCAUUGGUGUGCUACGACAUCGGGUGGAGACGUUUUUGAGAGGAAAUCCUGGAACCCCUGGCCAAGCAGCUCUGGCUAUGGUCACCGCCCACAACUCGAUGGCGAGGGUGCAUGGAUACUCGCCAUUGCAGUGGGCCCUGGGAAGAGAAUGGACCCCAGGACAACGACUUUUUGAAGGAGCUCAUGAAGUUCCAACAGAGGAAUCGAAGGCAACGCCAGGAACACGGUGGCAUGACGUCCACAACCUACGUUUGGCUGCCGAGAAGGGUUUCCUAGAGUACAAGGCUAAGGCGCAAGCGAGCCGGGCCCUGAAUUCCAAGGUGCGGAAAAUCACCCAGUACCUGCCCGGAGAUUUGAUUUACUACCGUCGAGUCCAACAUCCUAGUGACCGACCCUCCAACAACCUUGUGGAUCGGCCAAGGUUGACAACGGCACGCUGGUUUGGACCAGGGAGGGUGCUGGCUUGCGAGACAAAGAAAGAGCAAGGGCAUCGCAAACCCAGUAGCUAUCUCUGGGCGAUCUGCAAUGGACGUCUGAAGAAGUUCCAUGUGAAUCAGGUGCGCCAUUGCAGUGAGGCCGAGCGCCUCAUUGCCGAAUCCACUGAUGUGGUCACUAUGCCGUGGACCCUUUCAAGUUUGACGUCACUGUUGAACAAAGGUGCCUACGAUGACGAGACCCGACCAAGGAGGAAGUAUGGGGUUGCUUCAGUACCCCAUAAGCUACGUCGACGGCAGGCCCGAGCGUCCCUAGAACCUCGACAGGCACGACCUCCAGUCCAUCGAAGGCCCGAUGCAGCUACCUUUGACUCAGAAGAGGAAAUGAUUCCUGAUGCCAAGAUGAAACGAGCUCGCGAAGGUGAUCCUGAUGGAAGGGAAGACCCUAUGGAAGAGCCAGAGAUCGAUGUGGACCGGUUGCUGAAUGACCCAGGCUACUGGCCGGAGGCACUGCCGGAUCGAGGUGCUGGAAAUGAUUUCCGAGCCCAGCGAGCACGACAUGAACAAGAAGAUCGCCCGUGGCAUGUUCAAAACGCUGCCAAUGUGAACUUGGCGGUGGAGGACUUUGAGAUGAUCCAGGACAUCUUUUCGGUGAUCGUGGAUGUUCCGGCGGAUGACAUUGGCUGGAGGAAGAUUAUCAAGGACCCCUCCAAGUUCCUGUCAAAGCAAGUUCACAAGGGGGUGGAAGUUUCCUGGGCGAGAUUGUCUCCCACACAACGCGUGGCGAUGCAGGAGGCGAAGCAGGCUGAGGUGAAGAGCUGGAUCGCCAAUGAUGUGGUGAGAAAGGCUAUUCCGGGGAUCUCUCCGGAUCAGGCCUUGAAGAUGAGAUGGGUAUUGACCUUUAAGACGGCCAAGGACGAAAUGCCCAACAAGAUGAAGGCCAAGGCCCGGUUGGUUCUGCUCGGAUAUUCCGACCCGAAUUUGCUAGAGAAUCCUACGAGCAGCCCAGCAAUGAGUCGUCUGUCACGGCAGUUGGUGUUGAACCUCGGUGUCCAGAAGGGAUGGCGAAUCAUGAGCGGAGAUGUGAAAACCGCUUUUCUUCAGGCCAUGUCGCCAGAACGAGUUUCUCCAUUGUUCGCUCGACCCGUGGAGGAACUAGCAGUGGAGAUGGGACUGGCCCCCGAAGACAUGGUCGAGGUGAUGAAAUCCGCCUAUGGCCUCACCACUGCACCUCGAGAAUGGUAUGUCGAUUUCGAUUCCACCGUGCGGGACCUGGGUGCAAGAAGAUGCCAGACAGACCCGUGUGUUUGGGUGGUCUCCGAGAAUGACGUUGUCGUUGGCGUUCUAGGAACGCACGUGGAUGACGUGCUCUUCCUUGGAGAUGAACAGAGCUCUACGUGGGUGAACUUCCUCCACAAAAUUCAUGCUGCGUAUCAAUGGUCUCCCUGGGAAGUCGAGGACUUCCAGCACUGCGGAGUGAGACUCCAACAGUGGGAGGAUGGAUCCAUCGACCUGAACCACUCCGAGUUCUGCAAGGACAUCGCCCAGAUGGCGGCUAGAAAGAAAGGUGAUGAUUCACCCUUGAACGAUAAGGAAGUGACGCAGGCUCGUGCCAUAAUGGGGGCUAUCCAGUGGAGAGUCACCCAAACGGCACCUCAACAUGCUUCAAAACUGUCACUUCUGCAGAGCUCUUUGUCCUCACGAAGUCCCGAGAUCAUCGAGAACCUGAAUAAAUUGGUCCGCGAGGUGCACGCGAACAAGAACGUGACCACGAAGGUGCAGCGGUUGUCCUGCGCCGCUGAGGAUAUGAUUCUGGUGGGUUGGAGCGACGCCGCUCUUGCCAAUCGGCCAGACGGCGGCUCGACUGGUGGCUAUUUGUUCGGCUUUAUGUCCCCGACAGCCGUGGCUCGAGGAGAAGGGCGUGUCAAUCCAUUGGCCUGGCGGUGCAGCAAGUUAGCACGAGUAGCACGCUCGUCGCUAGCAGCGGAGGCCCAGGCCCUUGCUGACCUCGAGCAAGAAGUGAUGUUCACGAGGUUGGAGUGGAGAGAACUGCUCGGAGAUCAGAUUGACUUGGCAUCACCGGCUUCAACUACGAAGAAAGUGAGAACCAUUUUGCUCAUCGACGCAAAAGCCCUCUACGACACCAUGGAAAAGGGCGAAAUCGCGAGCUCAGGGUAUUCGAUGCGAGAUAAAUAUACGGCACUAGAGCUCCAAGCACUGUCCCAGCAUCUGCGUGAACAAGAUACAACAUUGCUUUGGACGGAUUCAGACCGGCAGCUUGCAGACGGUCUGACAAAACCCCAGAAGCAGGACUGUCUUCGCAAGUUCUUGAUGACUGGCACGUGGCUUCUGAGACAUGAUGGAGCAUUUAUCAGUGCUAAGAAGAGGAGAAGUAUGGGCCUGGAGACCGGAACCAGGUGA